ACCGACUUGAUCCCAUUCUUCAUCCGAAGCAGAUCCCUUGUCCAUUUUAUGGUGCUGUGUUUGGUGGAUUGAACAAGCUCUUUUUUAAAAAAUUGGUUAUUCCUGCUUUUUUUUCGUUGAAGAAAGGCAUCAAACGUUCAGUUGGAUCAAGUUAUAAUAUUUAAAUUUUGAAAUAUUUAGUAAUCUUGCUUUUCUUUUUUUUUGGGCCUGUUGAUAAUAAGCCCAUUCUCACUUUACAAAUUCUACUCUCUUUCGACGUCAAUUAACUCCAAAUGAGUGUUCUAACUCGUCUUUGGGUACCAUUUCAAAGAAACUGUUCUUUUCUCUCCGCUUUCAUUAAUAAAUCUCCUCUGUUUACCAAUUUUCCAACAGUUCGCAGCGUUAAAACACAUUCUGGUGCAAAGAAAAGAUGGCGCCGACUUCCUAAUGGCCAGUUUAAACGAAAACAUGCAUACGCUCAGCACUUGAAUCGAUAUACCCCAAGUGCUACUCGCUCUCGGCAUGCUCAACCUGCAUACUCAAACAAAACACAGACUAAGACGCUUCGGAAACUUCUUCCCUACGAUUAGCUCUUCUCUGACUUGAAGUUUCCUGUUCACUGAUUUACUUUAUUUUACGAAUGAAUGGUUUCGGUUGCUUCCGACAUGGCGAAAGCUGGGAAAACUAGAUUCAUUAUAAGCCUAUGAAAGUUGCAUAACGAAUUGCUGCAAAAAAUGAGAACAAACUCUUCUUUUCAUCAUCGAUUCUGUUCACUUAAUCUUUCUGUUCGAAUCACUCUUGUCAGUAAAGCAGUCAAUUGAAUUUGGGACUUCAAUACGGCAAAUUCUAGCUGGUAAUUACAAUUCUAAUUGAGCAAGGACAAGGCUGAAAUGUGUAAUACCGAUACAUCAUUAGAAUACGGGUUACAACAUCCACUUCAGUCCAUUUUAAUGACUUGAUGAACAGGUUUAAUGACGCGAUUUGAAUACCAUAAAAAGUUUCCACAUGCAAUUGUUACUAUUACCUACUCAUAUCUACAUCCUGGCUGCAACCGAUUUCGAAAUGGUUUGGCCGAGAAGCUGUAAAUUGCAAAUAUUUGUCAUCAUUAAACAAUCUGUCACAUAGGUGUUUCCAUACAUUGAAUACAUACCUCGUCCUAAUAUAUUUAUAUCUGGUGGAUCAUCAAUUAAGAAAAUCCGAUAAUUUGCCUCAUUAUACCAUUUGCUCCUUUGCCCACAACGAGCAGAAAAUUUCGACCAGAGUCAAUUGUCCGUUUAGGAUUGACAAGCUAACGGAAAUGGGGAGGCCAUUACAAGACGAAUUGAGAAAAAACAACGAUGUAAUUUUAUUAAAGAAAACCAAGCAAUUGAUGGAAAACGCAAUUCAAAAUUAUAACAUGCAUCUAGCUGAACAUCAGCAGCAGUUGACUUUCAGCAGUGCUAUUGAGUCGUUGGAUCCUGAUUCAUCCGUUAUGCAAAGGAUAUUCGAAGUUUUCAUUCGUGAAAUUGCUGGUGCUCAAAAACAAAAAAAACUAUCGCAUCGUACUGUUCAAUCCAGCCAAGUCGUUGAACGUCAACUUACUCCCACUAUCUACACUUCAUAUACUCGCAUUCCAAUUGAUACUCUAAGUCUUCCUCGACUAUCACGUUCAUUCACAUCUUUAAAUGGCACAACCGCUAUACACGAGAACCAUUCCCCAAAUCCAUUUCAAUCAUCAAUCAGCGGUGUGACAACGGACGACACGUCGCUCAGUGGCGUUCAAAGACGUUAAUCCUGCUGCUGAUUUUACCGGUAAAACACUUUAUCUGUGCUCAGAUGUGCUUAUACAUCCAAGUUGAAAUUUGUGACUCUAUCAAUCCAUGUAUCGCUGCUUUAUGUUUGUAUAAACGUCUACAACGUCAUCUAAAUCGCAGAGUUUCUCAAUGAGAUCUUGCAGCUCUUCGUUAUGAUCUUCUGAAGGUUCGACAGCAUUUCCCGGUUGUGGAACGUAAGAGAUGGAUGCAUCAGUGAUGUGGUAUCCCUUCUUUCGAAAAUAUUCUGUAGCCUUACUGAGAUUAUUGGUUUUCGUGAGAGCCACAAAAUCCCCUUCAUCUUCCGUUUUUUCGUCUUCACUUUCGAAUUUUUGCUCAUAAAUAUCAUCCGCUCCUGCUUCAAUCGCAUCUUCAACAACUUUGUCGAAUACAUCUUCAGUGUACUCCUUGGGCGCAUUCAAUUCAAGCUUCCCUUUUUUGUCGAAGAGGUAUUGGACAUCUGACAAGGAAGCGUUAUGUUUUCGUAACACGUUUUUAACGAAUGCAGCCGUUCUGGAACGAUUGUCAGUAAUGGUCUCAACUAUGAUUCCAACACCGGAAGGGUGCAUGGACUCAUAAAUCACUUCGUUUAAUGUUUGUGCAUCUUUGUUUCCUAUACCAGAGCCCUUUUUAAUCGCGUUUUCUAUGACAGCUUUAGUCAAAGAAACUAAUCGAAUGUUAAUUAGGUGAAAGCCAAUUAUUACAGACGUUCGUACACUUCUUUGCUUCUUCCAGGUAUGCUGCCAAGCGAACAUUGUUACAUGGGUUUGGUCCGUUUUCCCUAACGGCAAGCGCAAUGGCUUGGGAUAGCCUGGAUAAAAUUAGUUACGCGAACAAUUUGACAAUAAAGACAUCGCAAUCGUUUACUUAUCUCCCAAGGAAUUAUGUACCCACUGUUGAAUCACUUACUUUCCUAUUCGCAAACUCUUACUUCUGUCAUUUUCUGCCUUCUUAUGUUUUAUUUUUGACCAUUCUGUUAUUGCUUGUUAGCAUUUCUUAAUCUAAGUUGAACAUCCUUGUAAUUCUUAAUAACAAUAGUAUCAAAGUAAGUAUUUAAGGUAGCUGUUUUGUUUAUUGCUUAUUUUUUUUAAAGAAAUACUUUUUUACCAGCUAAAUUUACUUACUGUUAUGUCCUGAAAGCAAAAAGCCUGACGACGAGAACGA
Schizosaccharomyces japonicus yFS275 is the source of this 2933-nucleotide messenger RNA. RefSeq lists its product as hypothetical. NCBI's taxonomy places the organism in Eukaryota, Fungi, Ascomycota, Schizosaccharomycetes, Schizosaccharomycetales, Schizosaccharomycetaceae. The transcript has a single exon. Bases 1277 to 1750 code for a protein of 157 amino acids. The record is from RefSeq and is a predicted model, not a curated record.